This is a messenger RNA of Chenopodium quinoa (quinoa), 735 nucleotides long. RefSeq lists its product as uncharacterized. The record is from RefSeq and is a predicted model, not a curated record. The transcript has a single exon. NCBI's taxonomy places the organism in Eukaryota, Viridiplantae, Streptophyta, Magnoliopsida, Caryophyllales, Amaranthaceae. The coding region runs from base 1 to 735 and encodes 244 amino acids.
AUGUAUGAGAUGCAUCCACCAGUUUUGCCUCUUCCUGUACAUUUGCCCAAUUCUCAGUUGAUCCAGCUUAGGCCUCAUGAAAAGUUGACAUCAGUGGUUUCAGAUGCUAAGCGUUCUAGAACCUGUCUUACAGAGUUUUUCCGAAUGAAUGCUGACCUACCUUUAGGAACAGGAUUACUAUAUAAUGAGUUUUCAGAGCACUAUCGUUGGGAUGCAUCUGACAAGCAUUGGUAUAAGAGACAGAAUAAGAAGAUAGUCAUUGGUAGGUUGGCAUUUGUUGGACCUUCAGAAGGAGAAAGGUAUUUUCUUAGAUUGUUCCUGCACAAUGUCAGGAGUCCAAAGUCAUUUGAAGAUCUGCGUACAGUUAAUGGUCAUAUAUGCGACACCUUUCAUCAAGCUGCACUUAAAUUGAAGCUAUUAGGAGAAGAUUAUUCAGUUGAUUUGUGUUUGAAAGAAGGGUGUGUUGUUCAAAUGCCACUUACAGUUCGCAAGCUCUUUGCAACUGUGCUGAUAUUCUGCCAGCCUAGCGAUCCUGUUUCUCUUUGGAUGAAAUAUUAUAGCUUUCUGUCUGAAGAUUUUAAGCAUAGAUAUCCUUCUGAUCCACAAAAGGUUAGACAGCUGACUGUUAAAUCAGUUGAGUGGUUCUUAGAAUCAAUGGGAAGUUCUCUUGCUAAAUAUGGAUUAGACCAUUUAGUUGAACCGGAUGAUGAUGAAAUGCGCAAACAAAAGAUAUAG